AUGUCUGUGGUUGGGGGUGUUACAGUUUACUGUGACCCACAUACCUACCCCACGGCACGGGAAGUGCAUUUCAUCACUAGGGAUCUACACCUGGAAGUUGCCGUAGGUAUUCAUCCGAAACAUGAUUUGACAUCUGACCAAUUUGAUCGGCUUUACUCCCUAUCAAGAAUGAGGGAGGUGAGGAUCCUAGGGGAAAUUGGCCUUGAUCAUACCCGGCCCCCCUUGGAUUGGUAUCGCCAGGAAAACCUCUUUCGAAGAGUAUUGAACCGGUGCUAUGCCCAUCACCAGCACCGGGUAGUGUAUUUGCACCUACGUGGUAUGGCCGGUGAUCCCACGGCAGGGGAGUGUUACUCUCGGGCUUUGGAUAAUUUACGGCUGUCCCGCAUCCCUCGGGAGCAACGCUUGCUGCUGCACAACUACACCUCCACCGUUGCCAUUGCCGAUGCCUUCCGUCAUCAUUUUCCCGCCAUGCUUUUCAGCUUUUCGUUGGCCGUGAGUGGGUUCAACAACCAACAACGCCAGGCAUGCAGGCACAUCGAAGCUGUAGAUGACAGGCGGUUGCUGCUGGAAUCCGAUGGACCACACUUCGCACCAGCGGGACAUCGAGUUGGUUCCCCCCAUCUUCUAUGGGCAACAGCGGCAGCAGUUGGGGAGGUGCUCGGCCGUGAACCCUGUCAGAUCCUGGAUCUGACAUGGAAGAACGGACGGGACCUUUUCUAA
Anneissia japonica is the source of this 720-nucleotide messenger RNA. RefSeq lists its product as uncharacterized. The record is from RefSeq and is a predicted model, not a curated record. Bases 1 to 720 code for a protein of 239 amino acids. The transcript has a single exon. Gene Ontology annotation, molecular function: hydrolase activity, acting on ester bonds. Lineage: Eukaryota; Metazoa; Echinodermata; Crinoidea; Comatulida; Comatulidae.